GGCGGCGGCGGCGGCGGCGGAGGAGGAGGAGGAGCUCGCGGGUCCCGGGCAGGAUUUCUGGCGCGGAGCGGGGUCGCGGCGCGACGGGAGGCAAUGGCCGCAGCGCAGCGUUCCGCGCCGGUCUGCAGAGACGAGCGCUGCCCUCCGCCGAGUCAGGAGUGAGCGGCUCAGGCAGGCGGCAUGGAGGAGGAGCCGGAGCCGCCCUUUCGGCCGCGCACCCAGAGUCGGGGCUGGGUCCUGCUCCUGACCAUCUGUGCGGCUGGCAUUGGUGGAACUUUUCAGUUUGGCUACAACCUCUCCAUCAUCAAUGCCCCAACCUGGCACAUUCAGGAAUUCACCAAUGAAACAUGGCAGGCACGUACUGGAGGGCCACUUCCGGACCACCUGAUACUGCUUGUGUGGUCCCUCAUCGUGUCUCUUUUCCCCCUGGGGGGCCUGUGUGGAGCGCUCCUUGCAGGGCCCAUGGCCAUCCAACUGGGAAGGAAGAAGUCCCUCCUGGUGAAUAACGUCUUUGUACUGGUGGCAGCGAUCCUGUUUGGAUUUAGCAGCAAAGCAGGCUCCUUUGAGAUGAUCAUGCUGGGAAGACUGUUCGUGGGAGUCAGUGCAGGUGUGAGCAUGAACAUCCAGCCCAUGUACCUAGGGGAGAGUGCCCCCAAGGAGCUCCGGGGAGCUGUGGCCAUGACCUCAGCCAUCUUCACCGCCCUGGGGAUCGUGAUGGGACAGGUGGUUGGACUCAGGGAGCUCCUGGGUGGCCCACAGGCCUGGCCCCUGCUGCUCGCCAGCUGCCUGGUGCCUGGGGUGCUCCAGCUCGCCUCCCUGCCCCUGCUCCCUGAGAGCCCGCGCUACCUCCUCAUUGACCGUGGAGACACCGAGGCUUGUGUGGCAGCCCUGAAAUGGCUUCGAGGUGACAGGGAUGUGACCUGGGAGCUGGAGGAGAUAGAGGAAGAGCGAGCUGCCUGCCAGGGCCACCGUGCUCGGCGCCCAUGGGAGCUGUUCCAGGAUCCUACCCUGCGGAGGCAGAUGACCAGCCUGGUGGUGCUGGGCAGUGCCCUAGAGCUCUGUGGGAACGACUCGGUGUACGCCUACGCCUCCUCCAUAUUUCUGGAGGCUGGAGUGCCGGAGGAGAAGGUCCAGUAUGCCAUCAUUGGGACUGGGAGCUGCGAGCUGUUUGCGGUUCUCGUUAGCUGUGUGGUGAUUGACAGGGUAGGAAGGCGGGUGCUGCUGAUAGGAGGGUACAGCAUGAUGACCUGCUGGGGGAGCAUCUUCACCGUGGCCCUGUGCCUGCAGAGCUCCUUCCACUGGAUGCCCUACCUGGCCGUGUCCUGCACCUUUGCCUUCAUCCUCAGCUUUGGCAUUGGCCCUGCUGGAGUAACAGGGAUCCUGGCUACAGAGCUGUUUGACCAGAUGGCCCGGCCUGCUGCCUAUGUGGUCUGUGGAGUGCUCAUGUGGACCAUGCUCUUCUUGGUCGGGCUGGGGUUCCCCUUCAUGCUGGCGAGUUUGUCCCAGUUCCUGUAUGUUCCUUUCAUCGGUGUUUGUAUCUGUGGGGCCAUCUACACUGGCUUAUUCCUCCCUGAGACCAAAGGCAAGACCUUUCUGGAGAUCUCCAAAGAACUGCAGAGACUCAACUCACCCAAGCAGGCCCAGGGCCCCACGUGGACCGGCCCUGAGGUCAUCACAUCCACUGAGCUCUAGUUGUAAUGGGAGUGGCACAGACAAAGCCAAUUGCUGUCCUUUCUUUUGCUUUGCUUCCUCCAUUCACUGGCUCCUGCUUGUCUUUGCUUUUGUUUUGUUUUGUUUUGAGACAAGGUCUAGCUGUGUAGUUCAGGCUGGCCUUGAACUCGCUCUGGAGCCCAAGAUGACCUUGAACAUCCAGUGAUCCUCUUGCCUCAGCCACCCAAAGGCUGGGAUUACAGGCAUGUGCCACCACAUCCCAGCCAGAACAUGUUGUCUGAAUGGCUGUAGUCUUAAAGAAUGUGAAAGAUAAACUUUGUUAUAGAAAUCUGCGCAUACAUGCUAACGAUGCGAAGCAUGGGGUAUGAAAAGAAAUCCUUUUUCAGCAUUGUAUUAAGUUGGUUUUCUAUGACUAUGAAAAAAAAAUACCUGAGAUAUAUGA
Chinchilla lanigera (long-tailed chinchilla) is the source of this 2113-nucleotide messenger RNA. RefSeq names its product solute carrier family 2 (facilitated glucose transporter), member 11 (gene Slc2a11). Bases 181 to 1692 code for a protein of 503 amino acids. The transcript has 12 exons. Gene Ontology annotation, cellular component: membrane. Gene Ontology annotation, molecular function: hexose transmembrane transporter activity. NCBI's taxonomy places the organism in Eukaryota, Metazoa, Chordata, Mammalia, Rodentia, Chinchillidae. The record is from RefSeq and is a predicted model, not a curated record. Gene Ontology annotation, biological process: monosaccharide transmembrane transport.